Sycon ciliatum is the source of this 507-nucleotide messenger RNA. RefSeq lists its product as uncharacterized. The record is from RefSeq and is a predicted model, not a curated record. The transcript has a single exon. Lineage: Eukaryota; Metazoa; Porifera; Calcarea; Leucosolenida; Sycettidae. Bases 1 to 507 code for a protein of 168 amino acids.
AUGUGGCCAUUGUGGUCACGCGGACAUCUGGUCUCCGAAAAGCUACGGGUGAGGCUCUACGAAGCCUUCAUCAAGCUUCUGCUGAUGUACAACGCAGGCACAUGGGGCCUCUCAGACUCUCAGCUGUGUACUCUUGACUCGACAUAUCGGAGACACCUGAGAGUUGUUGUGGGUAUCCGCUACCCACAGAUAAUCAGCAACAAUGACCUCCACCGCAGAACAGAGACACAGCCCCUAACUGUCCUGGUUAAAGCUGCUCGGAUGCGACUACUCGGUCACAUCUGCAGACUGGACAAGGAGUCCCCAGCACAAAUGGCCAUGACAUCAUACUUCCGGCAAACAAAGGACGAGAAAAUAUUCCGUGGCUGGCCGCCUUCCACACUCCCAACAAUACUGAGAACGGACCUCGCAACAAAGGGAAUGAAGCUGAAGACGGAUAAAGAUCUCUCACACAUCAGGGACCUGGCAGAGGACAGAGCAGUAUGGCGGCAGCUUUUCCGCACCUGA